GAAAAGUAUAAUAUACUUUUGAGACGUGGACAAAUCAAGGAACAAGUUAUGAUGGGACAACAAGAUGGAGUUUCUAAUGGUGGAAAUACACCGAAAUAGAAUAAAAUGCUUCAUAAGCAUACUAGGAUGAGAAAAGCUGUGGAGGAUCCAUUCGGUGGUCAAUAUGAGGGUGAUGAAGCAACAUGUCGUGCACAAUAUAUGGGUAGUGAUGCUGCGUGUGCUGACCAGUUGGGUAUGGAAGAAGAUGAAGUUGUGAAUAAGCACGUGGGUUCAAAAAAGAAUGACUCCCAAGAAAACGACCAUGAUAUGUCUAUUCCGCCACAGGAUACAUCGUCUGACGAUUACAGUGACUAUUACCCAUCAGAUGAUGACAAACUCCUGAAUGAAACUCCGGUGCUUUUAUCCUCUACCAAAAAACAUCAAUAGGACGCAAAGACUUGGACGAGUUCGGCCGGCAUUAUCUGAGGAAGAUGGAACAUAAGUGUAAUUGGUGUGGCGCUUUGCACUGGAUCGACGAACGAAGGAACGAUUCCUAUUUGAUGAAUCAUGUUAUUACUAGAUGUUGUAGCAACGAAAAAGUUAGAUUGCCAGAUCUUCGUGAGCCUCCUCCGGCAAUAAGGGAACUGUUCGAAGGGGAUGACAAUAGUUCAAAGAUGUUCAGGAAAAAUUUAAGGAGAUAUAAUUCCGCAAAUGCCUUUACGAGUCUUGGGUGCCAGUAUGACAAUAGAGCUAAGAAGGGAGGUGGUCCUGAAAAAAUUUCGAUACAUGGAGAGCUGCGACAUUAUAGCAGUUGUUUGGUACCUGCGGAGGAGAAUAAGGCAAGCUAUUCACAGCUAUUCUUUUAUGAUCCGGAGAAAGCGCUGGAUAUACAACAACAAAACAAUCUCAAAUUAGAACGUGAAGUGCUACGUAUUAUAAAAGAUACCUUGAGAGCUAGCAAUAGACUCUAUCCCAAGUACGUUCAGGCGAAAGAGAUAAUGGAGAGCAUACCAGAUGUACCCGGUACAAAGGUAAAGGUAUCUUUGCAUUUUAAUUCAGAAUCCGACCAGCGAAGGUACAACGCCCCGGUUGUGGAGGAAGUUUCGGUUAUCGUACCUGAAAAAGAGAAUGACAUACAAAGGACUCGCGAUAUUAUAUUACACCUGAAAGAGGGUCACAGUUGGACAAGGAUAACCGAAUGCCAUCCUCUUUAUCUGCCGCUACAUUAUGUGUUGUUCUUUCCUUAUGGUGAGCUGGGUUGGAGCUGCGAAUUAAGACUCUGGGAGGAAAGCAUUAAAAAAUUUGGAAUUCGUGGUGGAUACUUGGGCUUCGACCGAACAGAACCGUUUAGGCUGGAUAAGGUUCAAUCAGGAUAAGUUGCGUGCAGAUAAUUACAGUUCGAUAAUCAAGAUGAAGGAGGAUGGGAUAUCGCCGGAUCAGGGGGGUACACCGUGUGUUUUUCCGUCUACGCAUGUCGGAGGACCAAGGCAGAUGCAUGAGAUCUAUCAGGACUCCAUGGAAAUAACGCGCUAUAAUCAUCAUCCGGAUAUCUUUCUUACCAUGACGGCGAAUCCGAACUGGACAGAGAUACAGGAAGCACUUUAUCCUCACCAGACUGCAUCUGACCGUCCAGAUUUAGUUGCGCGAGUAUUUGAGAUGAAAAGAAAGGCGUUGCUGGAUGAGAUAGUCGAAAAGAAGGUGUUUGGGGAUGUGGCCGGGUACGUGUAUACCAUUGAGUUUCAGAAGCGUGGAUUGCCUCAUAUGCAUUUACUUAUAUAUCUUGAGAAGUCGCAGAAAAUACGUACAGUUGACCAGGUAGAUAUAUACGUGUCAGCCGAAUUUUCCGACGAGCAGAGUGACCCGGUCCUGUUUGAUACGGUUAGAAAAUGCAUGGUCCACGGACCCUGUGGUGACAGGAAUAAAGAAUCGCCUUGCAUGAAAAAGGAAAAUGCACCAAACAUUAUCCUAAGAGCUAUAACGAUACGACUUGCUUAGACGGAGGUGGGUAUCCGGUUUAUCGUCGCAGGAAUAACGGCGUAGAGGUGGAUGUUCGCGGUGGGCGUAAGGCAACCAACAUUGACGUUGUACCUUACAACCCGUAUUUGCUGCGUAUGUUUAAGCUAUAUAAACGUCGAGGUAUGUGCUGGGAUAAGGGCGGUCAAGUACAUCAACAAGUACAUAUACAAGGGGUAUGACAAAACAACAUUUGUGAUUGGAUCGGCUGAUUAGAUACAAAUACACAUUGACGCAAGGUACAUAGGUCCCCCAGAAGUUGUUUGGCAUCUCUUUGGGCACCGUAUGCACAAAGAAAUACCCCACGUGGAAAGGUUGGCAAUACACCUUAAAGGUAUGCAGAGAAUUGUAUAUGAAUCCGAAGCAUCGACCGAAGGAGUUACACAGACAACUGAGAAUUAUAAAUCUAAACUGAUGGCAUACUUUGAGUACUAUGAUGAGAAUCCCGAUGCACCUUCAUACACAUGUCAAGAAUUUUCGCAGCAUAUGGUGUGGAAAGCAGAUAAAUCUAGAUGGGAAGUAAGGAAACAACAGUUUGCGAUAGCUAGAAUGUACUUUGUCUCUCCGAGCGCCGGUGAAUUGUUCUACUUGAGAUUGCUAUUGAAUGUUGUAGCGGGCGCCAGGUCGUUCGAACAUUUGAGGACUGUGAAUGGCGUGCUACAUCCAACCUACAAAAAAGCAUGCAUUGAGCUUGGGUUAUUAGAGAGCGACGCCGAAUUUGUAAAUUGCCUAAAGGAGGCAUCAACUGUUCAGGUAGGAAGCCAGGUGAGAAACCUCUUUAAGAUAAUCCUGUCGGAUGGAAAUCCAGCUGAACCAGAAUUGUUAUGGAGAGAAUUCAAGAUGCAUAUUUGCGAUGAUUUACAUCACGUUAUUAAAAGAAAGUGUGGCAUCCCAGAACCAACAGAUGAGCAGAUUGAAGACUACGGACUUGACCUGAUUGAUAAAUUGUUGCGUGAGGGAGGGAAGGAUAUGACGUCUUUCUGCUCGAUUCCUAAGUCUGAGAUUGACUGGGAUAAUCUUUAUGGAAACUGUUACAUACGCGAGCAUAUGCAAAUGAUGACAGAAAUAGAUAAGGAUCAGCUUAAGCAGAAUAUUGCUAAAUUGAAUGAGGAGCAGCUUGCAACUUUCAAGGCGGUGACAGAUUCCGUGGAGCAAAAAGACGGGUCUAAAUUCUUUCUGAAUGGUAGUGCAGGGACAAGAAAGACAUUUGUCUACAACGCCAUUGCUGAGAGCUGUCGUUUGAAAGGAGACAUUGUUUUGACUGUUGCAUCAUCCGGAAUAGCUUCUUUGCUUUUGGAGGGAGGCCGUACUGCACAUUCAACAUUCAGAAUUCCUAUAGAUAUAACAAGCACCGACGUUUGUUCAAUAGCUAAACAAAAGGAAGAAGAUGAAUUUAUAAAACAGGCGACUUUGAUUAUAUGGGAUGAGGUGUCGAUGCAGCAUAGGCAUUGUAUUGAGGCGGUAAACAGGUUGCUCCAUGAUAUUCAUGAAAAUAAGAAAGAUGACUUCGGAGGUGUUACUGUCGUCAUGGGAGGAGACUUCAAGCAGACUUUUCCAGUGAUACCGAAUGGAGGCCGGGAAGAAAUAGUGGGGGCGUGCAUCCGGAGAUCUUAUUUAUGGGAUAACAUAAAGGUUUUGACACUCACCAAGAAUAUGCGGCUGGAUAUGCAAGAACCGGAAAAUCGAGCGUACGCGGAUUUCCUACUCGAGGUCGGUUCCGAACCAGUCGACAAAGUUGAUCUGCCAUCAGCUGUGAACGUAUGUAAAACCAGAAGAGAGCUAAUAACAAAGAUUUAUCCCUGCCUCACAAAAACACAAAUCUGGAGAGAGGAUGAGGCGUGUUACGAACAAGUUUCGGAGGAGGAACUAACUAACAGAAUGAUUCUCACGGCACGCAAUGAUGAUGUUAAUGAGAUUAAUGUCGAGGCACUUAAUUUUUUGGACGGAGAUACACACACAUAUCUAGCAGCUGAUAGGUUGACUCCCGAAGAAAGUGGUAGGAUACAACCUAUAAGCAAUGAAUUUCUGCAAAAUCUAAACCCUCCAGGAAUGCCUUUAUUCAAACUACAACUGAAAGUUGGGUGUCCGAUAAUUCUGAUGAGAAAUAUCGCUCCCUCGGAGGGACUUUGCAAUGGAACAAGGUUGUUGGUGACGCACUGCGGGAAGUAUCUUAUACAAGCAAAAAUUCUGACGGGAAAGAAGAGCAAGAUCGGAGAAAAAGUGAUGUUGCUAGGAUAUCAUUCCAGCCCAAUAUUUCAGAGUUGAACAUAAAUAUGCUGAGACGCCAGUUUCCGAUUCGGUUGGCAUAUGCAAUGACGAUAAACAAAUCUCAAGGAAAGUCGGUGCAACACGUUGGCAUUGACUUGAAGACACCUGUGUUUUGUC
This is a messenger RNA of Papaver somniferum (opium poppy), 4377 nucleotides long. Its product is annotated as ATP-dependent DNA helicase PIF7-like. NCBI's taxonomy places the organism in Eukaryota, Viridiplantae, Streptophyta, Magnoliopsida, Ranunculales, Papaveraceae. Gene Ontology annotation, biological process: DNA repair; telomere maintenance. Bases 2278 to 4257 code for a protein of 659 amino acids. Gene Ontology annotation, molecular function: DNA helicase activity. The transcript is spliced from 7 exons. The record is from RefSeq and is a predicted model, not a curated record.